Gadus chalcogrammus (walleye pollock) is the source of this 1829-nucleotide messenger RNA. RefSeq lists its product as uncharacterized. Bases 138 to 1829 code for a protein of 563 amino acids. The transcript is spliced from 2 exons. NCBI's taxonomy places the organism in Eukaryota, Metazoa, Chordata, Actinopteri, Gadiformes, Gadidae. The record is from RefSeq and is a predicted model, not a curated record. Gene Ontology annotation, molecular function: GTP binding.
GACCGAACAUCUCAAGUUCAAUGCUUAUACUUUUGAAGAGCUUUCUGCCUCGACAGCUAAAACCUAAAGGCGAACCAACUUAAACCAAAUGAGGUUUUUAUGUUCUUAUUUCCUCAGACAACGAUGUUUCAUUGAACAUGCAAUCAGGAGCAGAGGGGCCGUGGCCAACAGACAUGGGGGAGAAUGAUCCAGAAGAAGAGCUGAGACUGAUCCUGAUUGGAAAGACGGGAUCUGGGAAGAGCUCCUCAGGGAACACCAUCCUGGGCCGGAGUCACUUCCUGUCCAGGUGUAGCGCCGGCUCUGUUACCAAGGUCUGCCAGCUGGGGACCUCUGACUACCCUGUGGAGGUGGAGGCGGGGAGGAGGAGCAGGAGGAGGAAGAGGGUGGUGGUGUUGGACAUGCCAGGUUUUGGAGACACACACCUGACCCAGGAGCAGAUCAUCACAGAGAUCAGUCGAUGCGUGGCCCUGACGGCCCCCGGCCCACACGCCUUCCUCUUGGUGGUCCAGGUGGGACGCUACACAGAGGAGGAGAACAUGGCCGUCACUAUGAUGGCUGCUGUAUUUGGAGAAGCGGCGGUCCGCAACCACACGGUGGUGCUGUUCACCAGGGGAGAUGACCUGGAGGAGCCGAUAGAGCAGUACCUGGCCAGCGCACCUGUGAGCCUCAAGGCUUUGAUUGACAGGUGUGGAGGCAGGUACCACCUUCUCAACAACCGGGCGCCAAGCGAUGUGCAGCAAGUUCACGAGCUACUAGGAAAGGUGGAGCAGGUUGUGGAGGACAACGGUGGAGGGUGUUACACCAACGCCAUGUACCGGGAGGCGGAGAUAGCAAUCAGAGAGGAGCAGGACAGGAUAAUGAGGGGGCGGGGCCAAGCAGAGGGCGAGGAAGAGGAAAUGAAGAUGUCUGAAUGGAGGAGGCGUGUCCUAGAGCGGGAUGGGGGGGCUGAUGACGGGGACGAGGUGUUUUGGACACAGACCGAGACGGCGGAGAGAAGAGGAGGUGCUCUCAGCUUCCUCAGGGAAAGAGGAGAGCGAUGGAGAGAUGGGUGGAGACGUAGAAGGAGGGGCGGUGGCCGGCCGAGGCCACGUGCUCCCUCUGCCCCCGGUAGGGGGUGGCGAAGCCAGGUGCCCCUUUCUCCCAGCGUGCUGCGGAGAGUGAAGGUGGUGGUGGCGGCGGUGGUCACUGGCCUGGUGGUAGGGGCUCUGUGUGGUGCGGCUGUCCCACUGGCAGCAGCAGCAGGGGCAGCCGUGGUGGGGAACGCAGCAGGUUUGGGUGUAGCUCAUCUGGCUGGGGCGACGGUAGGGUGGGUGGAGGCUAUCGGCGCCGUUGUAGCAACAGCCUCGGGACAGACGGCCGCGGGGGCCGCUAUCGGAGGCCUUGUGGGGGGCACUGUGGCCGCUGCGGCUGGGCUAGAAGCUGCCAGUCCUGGGGAAGGAGUUCAGUUAGCCCUGGGCCAGGUGGGCCUCCUGGGGGUAUCAGCUGUGGGGGUGGCUGCAGGGGUGGGGGGCGUCCUGGGAGCUGGGGCCGCCCUAGGGGCCACAGCCCUGCCUGGAGCCCAUGCUGCCGCUGCAGGGGCCGUAGUUAGAGCCGGGACCAGCGGGGCGGUGUGUGCUGCUUCAGGCCCCAGCUUGGUGUCUGCCUCCUGGGGAGGAGGGGGGGCCCGCGUCCUGGCUGCAGUAGCAGAGGUGGGCCAGGCGGCGGUGGGACUGGUGCUCGCUGGUGGUCUUGUGGUAAAGGUGUUCAAAGAAAAGGUUUGUAGCGGCGAAGGGACCAGGGAAGCUAGCUACACAGAGCGCAGGACGUAUGAAAUCCACUGGAACAAAUAA